UUGCUUGCUAGUCGCUAGCUACAGCGUUUUGUUACUUCGACUGUAAUCGACUUAGAGUUUAAACUACAAUUUCAGUUUCGCUGAUACCGUAAGAGAUAACCGACGUUUGCGUUCGACAUAAUCAUAAUAGAAAAAUUGCAAUACGCGGAUGGUACCUCAACUAACUUGCCAGCUAGCUAAGAAACUUAAGUGAACGUUUUGCAAUAUAUCCACAUAUGUACCAUUGCGCUAAUAUUAAUAUUCAAUAAAAGAAAAUGUAUUUGUACAUACUACAUAAGUAUUCAACAUGUGAAAUGAAAAUGAAAAUUAUUUAGAUUCUAAAAAUCGUGACUGUUUGUUGGUUGCGGAUUUGAUUAAUGCCCGGAUGCACUGCUGCUGCAAUCGAAGAAACUAAAAAAUUGGCACAGUCUCACAGGUGUGGCUAAUGCAUAAACUUAACUCUCAUAGUAGCGAUGACACAAAGAUUUUCGAGUGCUCGAUUAUUCUCCAGAUAAUGCAUUUCGAGCAUGAAUUUCGGUUGUCCGUGAGUGCAUUUUCUGCUUCUGCUGGUGUGUGUGUGUUUCGUUGUGUUCUAUAAUCCGCGCAGUGCAUUCUAAGGCGAGCAGACAGUGCCUGUUGGGCAAACCAACAGCAACUGCUGGCAUACGGUGGAAUUAACUUUAGUAAUCGUCGUGACGGACACAUCAAACGGAAGACAAAAUAUAAUAAAUAAAAUUGACUCGAGUGCAAAUGAAAAGUUUUAUACAGAAAACAAGUGGCGUAAAAAUGUUGUGGUGAUUUCUUAAGAUGUAAGGUCUAUUCAUACAUACAUACAUGCAUAUUUUGUACUCAAGAAGAACAUUUCUUUGGUAUUUUAUUCGGAUUUCUUAAGUGAACACAUAUAGUUUUUAAAAUCAAACGUCCUAUCCAAAUGUACAAAACAAACAAAAUACCUCAAAAAUUGCAAAUUAUCGACGACGCUCAGGUACAAAAGUUUGUGGCAAACAGCAACGGCAACAAGAGUUACAAAAUUAAACGAUUGCAACCACAAAUUUAAGGAAAAUUUAAUAUAAAUCAACUCUAUUUAGUUCGGCUAAAAUUUAUAUCCAAAAUAUAAAAAUGUGCAAAUGAUAAUUAAUAUCCUUAAAAAUAACUAGAAACUGUGCGAAAGGUAACUAAAUUUUGAAAAUAUGUUAAUAAAAAAAAUUUACAAAAAAGACAUUUCGGCGCAAAAAAAAGUUGAAAAACUAAUAUGAAAUAAAUCACGGAUGUUGAUGGAAAAAUCUUAGUAAAUUUAAAGUCAAAAAGGAAAUCGAUUUGGUGUUAACAAUGUCUGCUAAAUAAAAACUCGUAUAAUAUUUAAAAAUAUUUAAGUACUUUUUAAGACUACUCAACUUGGAAACGUACAUCACAGCAACGGCCAGGAAAUCAAAUACGCCGACAAGCCAUUUUCGAAUGGUCUGCUUAGAUCCCGGUCAUUUAAACCAUUGAAUUCUAGACAAACAAAAAAAACAAAGACUCCCGGUAUUUGGAAGAACCAAAGCAGACAACGGCAUUCACAGGUAGUAGAGCGCAACUGAACAAUAGUUUCAUAAUGAUUAUGGUGCAACACCUGGUGGCAGCCAAUGCAGCGCAUACGCUAGUCAGCCAGGCGGCAUUGUCAUCGGCGGGCUCCUCAUCGCCCACCCCUUCGUCACCACCGUCCACGCACAACGUGUCAUCCUCAGUGUCCUCUCUGUCAUCGUCAGCAUCGCUCGCAUCGAAUGCAUUAUCUUCGCCUGCACGUUCACCCUCGCCAGUAGCAUUGUCCCAGCAAAGUGUGUCUCCGCUAGCAUCCCCCACAAUUAACAACACAGGUACCAGUACAAGAAGCAACUCGAAUGACGAAAAAUCCACUACAAACUGUUACAGUGUAGCUGCAAAGCAAGACAAUGGCGAUGGGAACUUGGAGCGACGCAGUGAUGAGCAGAAUUGGCGUUCAACUAACAUCAACAACAAUAACAACAACAGCAGUGAAGACAAGAUAUUAAUUCGUGCCAUAGAUUCACACAAGUCCACAACGCAAGGAAGGCAAAGUCCUGUGCCGUUAUCAAGCUCACCUGCCACUAAUGACAACAACGAAAGCAACGUUUCAACAGCGUCCAGUCCGCAAACUUCCCCCUCACUACUACCUGAAGCUGCGCCUGUAACAGAACCUAAAAGGAUAUUUAACUGUCGAGAAGAAUUUACGGUGCUUUACAAUCAUUUGCGACAACAUAAAUAUGUCGACAACAACACUGAGCGCAUAUCCUCAGUUAGUGCCACCGACAAGGAGUGCGAAAUGUUUGGCGAGUUGGGUCAACAGGUGCGACGUACGGUAAUCACGAGCAAAAGUCAGAGUGAUGUGGAAACAUUGGCCACACGCAAAUGCGGCGAUACACCCAUACGAAGGAAAAGCAAAGACCAACAGAAUGGCAAUGCUGUGCAGGCGAUGGAGGAGGAGGAAGAGGAUGAGAAUAUCGCUGUCGAGGAGGAUGGUAUAGUCUCGAUGGGAAACUAUAAUAGCGAAGAAGAAGAAGAGGAGGAAGCAGAUUGCCCAUUGGAUUUGUCGGUGAAUGCAACAACACUUCGCAAUCGUGAUCGUGCGUACUCGGAAACAGAGUCGGAAGAUUCGGGCUCUGGCGUAACGGAGGGUGAGCACGCCCAAUUGAAGGCAGAACAACGAUCGGCGUACAAGAAGAAUUUAAUGAAGCGAUACUAUACUGAAAUCCCGGUUAUAAAGCAAUCAACGAGUCCAGGACCACUGUUAACGCACCAUCAGCAUCAUCACCAUCAACAACAGCAACAACAUCAGCAACAGCAACCAUCACAACUCCAACAACAACAACAACAACAAAGUACUCCAUAUACGGCAUCUUCAAGUGUUAUACACAUAAAGUCCGAACAAAAUGUAGUACUUUCUCCGCAGCACCAACAACAGCAAGCACAACAGCAGCAGCAGCAGCUUGUUAACGGCCUGUCGCAGCAUAACGGUCCACUUUCAGGGUCAGGUGCGAAUAACCAACUCCAACCAUUGGCAAUACCACAUCGGCCAUUACUGCACAAUCUGUUGAGUGGCGGCUCCAUACACAAUUCACAUCACAGGACCUAUGGAGCACCCACAACAGGUUCCUUUCCACCCAGUCCAGCUGAUAGUGGCGUAUCUGAUGUGGAUAGUUCUAGUUCUGGAGGACAGCCGUGUAGCGAUGAGAUAAAAGCUAGGCUUGGCAUACCCGCACAUUGUCACCCGCAUGCGUCGCACGUGCCGUCAGGAACAUUUCUACAUCCCAAUCUGUACCAAAAUUCAGCGUCAUUGCGGAAUAUAUGGAAUCGAAGUGUUGGAAUGUCCGAUGGCUACUACUUGCCACUUGCGACUAGCACUAGUCCAUCCAAUGGUGCGUCGGUAAGUAGCAGCAGUGUCACGAAUGGUGGUGCGGUUGGGGCGCUAAAUAGCGGCAAUCCGGCAGCAUACUCAACGACACCCUACUUCACAACACCUUCCCCGCCACGCGCCAACCCCGGUCUCACGCCACAUCAUUCCCUGCACGCACACCAACAACACUUACACCACCAUCAGCAUUCCACGCUGGCCAAUAGCCAGGCGAGCGCUGGCGGCGGUGUGCUGCAUCAACCGAGCGUGAUCCAGCCAACAACGUCCAAUGUCAACUAUGAUCUCUCCUACAUGCUGGAGCUUGGCGGUUUUCCACAGCGAAAAGUGAAAAAACCGCGAAAGCCCAAAAUCGAAAUGGGUGUUAAGAGACGCAGUCGCGAAGGCUCCACAACAUACCUGUGGGAAUUCCUACUGAAAUUACUGCAGGAUCGCGAAUACUGUCCGCGUUUCAUCAAGUGGACGAAUCGUGAGAAGGGUGUAUUUAAGCUGGUAGACUCCAAGGCGGUGUCGCGACUAUGGGGUAUGCACAAGAACAAACCGGAUAUGAAUUACGAGACAAUGGGACGUGCAUUGCGAUAUUACUACCAGAGAGGCAUACUGGCCAAAGUGGAUGGUCAACGGCUGGUCUACCAAUUUGUGGACGUGCCAAAGGACAUUGUGGAAAUCGAUUGCAAUGGAGUGUAAAUGUGCGCGUAUAUGUGCGACGUCAGGCUGGCACAACCAAUAGGGAAUUCAACACCGUUCUAUGGCCUGUACAUUCCACUGAGCACCAAUGCAUCACCUACAACUACAAGUAAAUUAAGCGGAUUUCUUGGAAUGUACAAAGCAACGCAAAUGCUCGAAAUCUCAGUAAAAAUUUCGGGGUAUAUAAAUAUAUAUACAUAUGUAUGUACAUUUACACAUGUAUGUUUGUGAGUAUGAAUAUACGCGGUGAGCAGCAGUUUUAUACGAAGUAGAAUGCAUACUGUAAAGAAUUUGUAUUUAUUAGCUCUUUUUAAUGUUAAUACUAGUUGAGGAGAAACAAUUGUGUGUAAGUAAGGCUCGCUAAAAUCAAAUUGUAUAUUUUAGAUACACAAUAAUAUAGUACUACAUAUAUAGUAUAUUAAAUAAAUAAAUAAAAAAAAUAGU
This is a messenger RNA of Rhagoletis pomonella (apple maggot), 4516 nucleotides long. RefSeq names its product ecdysone-induced protein 74EF-like. The coding region runs from base 1574 to 4072 and encodes 832 amino acids. Gene Ontology annotation, cellular component: nucleus. Lineage: Eukaryota; Metazoa; Arthropoda; Insecta; Diptera; Tephritidae. The transcript has 5 exons. Gene Ontology annotation, molecular function: DNA-binding transcription factor activity, RNA polymerase II-specific; sequence-specific DNA binding. Gene Ontology annotation, biological process: cell differentiation; regulation of transcription by RNA polymerase II. The record is from RefSeq and is a predicted model, not a curated record.